Molecule: messenger RNA, 7954 nt
Organism: Xyrauchen texanus (razorback sucker)
Lineage: Eukaryota; Metazoa; Chordata; Actinopteri; Cypriniformes; Catostomidae
Product: dedicator of cytokinesis protein 9-like
Exons: 53
Coding region: 223-6468 (2081 amino acids)
Biological process (GO): positive regulation of GTPase activity; small GTPase-mediated signal transduction
Molecular function (GO): guanyl-nucleotide exchange factor activity
Source: RefSeq, a predicted model, not a curated record
GAGAAACACACUUGAGAACUCCACAUGGUAAAGUUCAGAAGCAGAGAAGAGUGGGAGAGCAGAAAGAGAGACUCAGCCAGUAAAGAGAGAGUAUGCAGACUGUAGAUCUGGUGUUAGUUUCCCUUUAAAACGCUACUCUAGACAGAGUCUGGGUCUCUAUUCUGCAGUUAUAACUUUUAGGCUUUAGCUCUGGGUUCUUCUGAAGGGUGUGUGUUGUGGAUCAUGCAGGGCAAGGCUGGACGAGCCGCCCGUAAGGAUGCAGUGUGUGAGACCCCUCAGAAGGGCAGGAGUCAGGAGGAGAUGGAGGUAGAGUGGGAAACAACAGCACCUGUAGGGGUAAAACCGAAGGUGAUCGAGCCGUUGGACUAUGAGAGUGUCCAUGUCCAGAGGAAGACACAGAUACUCAGUGAUGUCCUCAGAGAUAUGCUGCAGUUCCCUAUUGAUGACUUUCAGAUCUCCAUUUUAAAGCGUCAAGGCAGAACUCAGUACUCUUCAGUACCAGUUGGGGCAGAAAAGAGAGCCAGCAGCUUGCUCGUCCAGGAGUAUGGAGGAGACAGAGAUGUUUUUUUACUUCCACAGUGCAUCAAGACCUACAACUCUGACUGGCAUGUGGUGACUUACAAGUAUGAGGAUUAUUCUGGAGACUUCCGGCAACUUCCAAAUAAAGUUCCGCGACCAGAGAAACUAGCCAGUCAGGUGUUUGAGGUGGACGAGGAUGCAGAUAAGGAGGAGGAUGCCGCCUCAUUAGGUUCUCAAAGAGGGGGUGUGUCCAAGCACGGCUGGCUACAUAAAGCAAAUAUGAACAGUGCCAUCAGUGUUACCAUGAGGUCUUUUAAGAGAAGGUAUUUCCACUUAACCCAGCUGGGAGAUGGAUCAUACAACCUGAACUUCUACAAAGAUGAGAAAAUAUCAAAAGAACCCAAAGGAACCAUUUUCCUGGACUCCUGCAUGGGUGUCAUCCAGAACAGUAAAGUGCGACGUUUUGCAUUUGAGCUGAAGAUGCAGGAUAAAAGCACAUAUCUUCUGGCUGCAGAUAGCGAGGGAGAGAUGGACGACUGGACCAGCACUCUCAACAAGAUCCUCCACAGCAGCUUUGAGCUCGCCAUGCAGGAGAGGAGAAACGGAGAGCUCCAUGAUGAUGAUGAGCUGGGCAAGACGGAUAUCUUGCCAGGGAAUUUUCAGGACAGUUUCCAGAGUGCAAGAGACAUUGAGUCCAAGAUGAGGAGUGAGACUCGUCUCAAGCUCUUCACUUUGGACCCUGACACACAGAGACUCGAUUUGUCUGGCAUUGAGCCUGACGUGAAGCAGUUUGAUGAGAAGUUUGGGAAGAGAAUUGUGGUCAACUGCAAUGAUCUAUCCUUCAACCUGCAGAGCUGUGUAGCAGAGAAUGAGGAGGGACCUACAACUAAUGUGGAGCCGUUCUUUGUGGUUCUUUCCCUGUUUGAUGUGCAGAACAGCCGAAAAAUAUCUGCAGAUUUUCAUGUGGAUCUGAGCCAUCCACUGGUCAGAUCCCUAAUUACACCACCCAGCAUGCAGAUAAAUGGAGGGGUGGACACACCUCACGGGGAAAAGCUGCUUAGUGAACUACCGGAGGGGAUGCUGCAGUAUCCUAGAAAAGGUGUCUUCUCUGUGACGUGUCCUCACCCUGACAUCUUCCUGGUGGCACGGAUCGAGAAAGUUCUGCAGGGAGGCAUCACCCACUGUGCUGAGCCCUACAUGAAGAGCUCCGACUCCAGCAAGGUUGCCCAGAAGGUUUUGAAGAAUGCCAAGAUGGCCUGUAGCAGACUGGGCCAGUACAGGAUGCCUUUUGCAUGGGCGGCCCGGGCCGUGUUUAAAGAUGCCUCAGGUACUCUGGAUAAAAGUGCUCGGUUCUCUGCGCUAUACCGGCAAGACAGUAAUAAACUCUCUGAAGAGGAUCUCUUCAAACUGCUGACAGAUUUCAGAAAACCUGAGAAGAUGGCCAAACUUCCUGUCAUCUUGGGUAACCUGGAUGUGACCAUUGAUAGCGUCCCUCCUGAUAUGGCUAAUUGUGUGACUCCAUCCUACAUCCCAGUAAGGCCUUUUGAAUGUAAUGAGCAGAGUGAUGAUGUUCUGUUGGAGGUUGAGGAGUUUGUUCCCUGCAUUGCCAAGUGCUCUCAACCCUUCACCACCUAUAACAAUCAUCUCUACGUCUACCCAAAACACCUCAAAUAUGACAACCAAAAGUCUUUUGCCAAGGCGAGGAACAUUGCAGUGUGUGUGGAAUUCAGAGAUUCGGAUGAAGAAAAUGCACAACCUCUAAAGUGUAUAUAUGGUCGUCCAGGAGGUCCUCUCUUCACCAAACAUGCCUAUGCUGCUGUUCUGCACCACCAGCAGAACCCAGAGUUCUAUGAUGAGAUUAAAAUCGAGUUGCCCACACAGCUCCAUGAGAAGCAUCACCUGCUCUUCACUUUUUAUCACAUCAGCUGUGACAGCAGCACAAAGAAACGGGACAUUGUGGAGACUCCAGUUGGUUCUGCCUGGCUUCCUUUGCUUAAAGAUGGUCGUGUAGUUAUGAGUGAGCAGAACAUCUCUGUGGCAUCCAACCUACCAAAUGGUUACCUCAGCUGCCAGGAGGUCGUAAGCAAGCACUCUUGUCCUGAGAUAAAGUGGGUGGACGGAGGACGUCCUCUCUUCAGAGUGUCUACACAUCUUGUCUCUACUAUUUACACUCAGGAUCAGCACCUGCAAAAUUUCUUCCAUCAUUACCAGAGUAUGCAGUCUGGUGCCACCCGUCUGACUGAGGGUGAGCUUGUCAAAUACCUCAAGAGUCUUCAUGCCAUGGAAGGUCAUGUGAUGAUCAAAUUCCUACCGACUAUUUUAAACCAGCUGGUUUGUGUUCUGACCAGCACCAAUAAUGAGGAUGUGGCAGUAAACACCACCAGAGUCAUGGUUCACAUUGUUGCCCAGUGCCACGAAGAGGGUCUAGAGCACUACCUGAGAUCAUAUGUGAAGUACGUGUUUAAAACUGAGUCCUACUCAAUGAGUUACAAUAAGACAGUGCACGAAGAGUUAGCCAAAGCCAUGACUUCCAUCUUAAAGCCCUCAACUGACUUCCUAACUAGCAACAAGCUCCUCAAGUAUUCGUGGUAUUUUUUCGAAGCCCUGGUGAAGUCGAUGGCUCAAUACCUGAUGGAGAGUGGCAAGGUGAAGCUGUCCAGGAACCAGCGAUUCACAGCUUCAUUCCACCAUGCUGUGGAGACACUGGUGAACAUGUUAAUGCCCCACAUAACCCAGAAGUACAAGGACAAUCUGGAUGCUGCCCGCAAUGCCAACCACAGCCUGGCUGUCUUCAUAAAGCGCUGCUUUACCUUUAUGGAUCGAGGAUUUGUCUUUAAGCAGAUAAACAAUUACAUAAGCUGUUUCGUACCUGGAGAUCCAAAGACGCUAUAUGAGUUUAAAUUUGAGUUUCUGCGGGUGGUGUGUAAUCAUGAGCAUUACGUCCCUCUCAACCUGCCAAUGCCUUUUGGGAAGGGACGCAUUCAGAGGUUUCAAGAUCUGCAGUUGGACUAUUCCCUGACUGAUGAUUUCUGCAGGAAUCACUUUCUAGUUGGUCUUUUAUUAAGAGAGGUUUGUGGAGCCCUUCAGGAGUUUGGUGAGGUCCAUCAGAUUGCCAUUCAAGUGCUGAAAAGUCUGAUGAUUAAACACACGUUUGACGAUCGCUAUGCCUCAAAGAGUCAGCAGGCCAGGUUGGCCACACUCUAUCUACCCUUGUUUGGAUUGCUACAAGAGAAUGUUCACAGACUCAACGUGAGAGACACAUCUCAAUUUACCACCAGCCAGAAUGGGCGAGAUGACCCCAGCAUCUCUAUGGCAACCCCCCAAAAGCCUGUUGGGAACCUUGACAACAGCCUUCAUAAAGAUGUGUUUGGGGUCAUCUCAGGAACUACAUCUCCUCACACUUCCACACCCAACAUUGGCUCUGUGCAGCAUGCUGACUCUCGAGGUUCUUUGGUCAGCACAGACUCAGGAAACAGCCUCCCUGAGAAGACCAGCUCCCUGGAUAAGACUCAGUCAGCCACUGCUCUAGGCAGCUCUAUGCUGCGCUGUGAUAAAUUGGACAGAGAAGAAAUCAAAAACCUGCUCAUGUGUUUCCUCCAUGUUCUAAAGAGCAUGUCUGAAGAUGCCUUAUUUACAUAUUGGAACAAAGCAACAAACUUAGAGCUGAUGGACUUUUUCACUUUAGUAGAAGUGUGUCUGCAUCAGUUCAGGUAUAUGGGAAAGAGAUUCAUUGCCAGAAGCCAGGAGGGGGUGGGGUUUAUGGCUCCGGACAGAAAAUCGUUGACUCUUCCUGUGUCUCGUAACAGAGGGGGCGUCACGCAUACACGUUUACACCAGCUGGGCAGCCUGGAAAACACACACACUUUCAACCACACAUAUUGCCAUGGGGAUGCUGACACAUGUCUUCUGGAAGCUAACGUAUCAACGGAAGUGUGCCUGACUGUGCUGGACACUCUCAGUGUCUUCAUCAUGGGCUUUAAGACGCAGCUGUGUGCUGAUUUGGGUCAUAACCCACUAAUGAAGAAGGUUUUCCAGGUGCACCUCAGUUUCCUCCAGAUCCCGCAGUCAGAGACAGCACUGAAGCAGAUCUUUACCUCCCUACGUGCCUUCAUUUACAAGUUUCCCUGUACGUUUUUUGACGGACGUGCGGAUAUGUGUGCCUGCUUUUGUUAUGAGAUCCUGAAGUGCUGCAAUUCCAAACUGAGCUCCAUUCGCAGUGAUGCUGCCCACCUGCUCUAUUUUCUCAUGAAGAGCAACUUUGAGUACAACGGCAGGAAGUCUUUUGUCCGUACGCAUCUUCAGGUGGUGAUUGCUGUCAGUCAGCUGAUCGCUGAUGUCAUUGGGAUUGGUGGGACACGGUUCCAGCAGUCGCUGUCCAUCAUUAAUAAUUGUGCCAACAGUGAUAAAAGUGUAAAGCACACUGCUUUCCCCUCAGAUGUGAAGGACCUGACCAAACGGAUCCGCACGGUGCUGAUGGCCACUGAGCAGAUGAAGGAACAUGAAAAAGACCCGGAGAUGCUGGUGGACCUGCAGUACAGCCUGGCAAAAUCUUACACCAGCACACCUGAGCUGCGCAAAACCUGGCUGGACAGCAUGGCUAAAAUUCAUGUCAAGAAUGGAGACCUGUCUGAGGCAGCGAUGUGUUAUGUGCAUGUGGCAGCACUGGUGGCUGAAUACCUGAAGAGGAAAGGAAUGUUCCGACAGGGCUGCUCGGCAUUUUGUGUGAUCACACCCAACAUCGAUGAGGAGGCAGCCAUGAUGGAGGAUGUGGGCAUGCAGGAUGUUCACUUCAAUGAGGAGGUGCUGAUGGAGUUGUUGGAAGCUUGUGCUGAUGGUUUAUGGAAAGCUGAACGUUAUGAACUAAUUUCAGACAUCUACAAACUCAUCAUUCCAAUUUACGAACAACGCAGAGACUUUGAGAAACUGGCCCACCUGUAUGACACAUUACAUCGGGCCUACACUAAAGUGAUGGAAGUGAUGCAUUCUGGGAAGAGGUUACUUGGCACCUUCUUCAGAGUAGCAUUUUUUGGCCAGGGUUUCUUUGAAGAUGAGGAUGGAAAGGAAUAUAUCUAUAAAGAACCCAAGUUUACCCCUCUCUCCGAGAUCUCCCAGCGCCUUCUCAAACUGUACUCGGACAAGUUUGGCAAAGAAAAUGUCAAAAUGAUUCAAGACUCCGGCAGGGUGAACCCUAAAGACCUGGAGGCAAAGUUUGCCUACAUUCAGGUGACACAUGUGACACCAUACCUGGAGGAGAAGGAGCUGGAAGAGAGGAAGACUGAUUUUGAGAGGAGCCACAACAUUCGACGCUUUGUGUUUGAGACGCCAUUCACAGAGUCGGGCAAGCGGCACGGGGGGGUGGAGGAACAGUGCAAACGCAGGACAGUGCUCACUACCACACACUGUUUCCCGUAUGUGAAGAAGCGUAUAGCAGUGAUGUAUCAGCACCACACAGACCUGAGCCCCAUCGAGGUGGCCAUAGAUGAGAUGAGUGGGAAGGUGGCUGAACUCCGAGCGCUCUGUGCAACCAGUGAGGUCGACAUGAUCCGCCUUCAGCUUAAACUACAAGGAAGCAUCAGUGUACAGGUCAAUGCUGGACCACUUGCAUAUGCCAGAGCUUUUCUUGAAGACACAUGCGCCAAAAAGUAUCCAGAUAAUAAAGUGAAACAGCUGAAAGAAGUCUUCAGGCAGUUUGUGGAGGCAUGUGGACAGGCACUGGCUGUAAAUGAAAGGCUGAUAAAGGAAGAUCAGCAGGAAUAUCAUGAUGAGAUGAAAGCCAGCUAUAAAGACCUGGCCAGAGAACUUUCCCACAUCAUGCAUGAACAGAUCUUUACUGUGGAUGGCGGAACGAAGAGGCCACUUUCUGAUUCGCUGCACAUUUUUAAUGCCAUCAGUGGCACACCCACCGGCACCACCCUGCAUGGCAUUUCUAGCGCCGCCUCUACCGUAUGACUUUUCACCCCUAGCCUUAAACAUCUGACCCAACCCACAGCCAGAGAGAGAUGGACAGAGUGAAAUACAUACAGACGUAAAACAAUCAUUGGUAUUUCAUUGUCAGCCUGGCCUUUUCUGGUGUUGUAUGUCUAAACCCAAAACAAGGUGGGUUUUUUUUUUGAUGUUAAGAGACUUUUUCCUAUCCCAACUUAAUCUGCAGAGCUAUAACUACAGUAUAAGGAAGCCAUUUGUAGGCUUUAUAUUCUCAAAGUGUGAAACUGAGGAAAAUGGCAGUUUUUUGGUUAAAGUGUUGUUUAUGUUGUUUGCAAUUUUCACACUCCAGAUUCAGUUAUUUACUGAAUCUGAGCAUAGUUAAGCCAAACCACACAAAGACAGAUCAUAGUAAAUUUUUUACAACCUCUGUUUGUUCAGCCUGAUCACAAGGGAAAUCGACAUGCUGCUACCGAAAGUUCAUUUACUCUGAAAUCGACCCCACUCUGGCAAUUUACCAACAGGCACCAUCAAUUCAAAUGUGUUCACCUUUCCCUGUUGAGCUACUGAUGCAACCUGGGGUUGACAAGGAUUCUGGUUCUAUGAAAACCAGGAAGUAAAUGUUUACAUAAACAAUGGUGAGCAUGUUUCAUUAGUUGGAUUUUCGCUCUAAAAUAAAAAUUUUACUUCAAUGAUGAUUAGGUUUAGGGUUAUAGAGUAGGGAUAAUAAAAUAUGCAUUCCUUUUGACUGUAUUAAAUCAUUUACAACUAAAUAUACAACUCUCUUUUGGCACCACUCACAUUACAGCCGGAAAAUGGUCAACAGCACUUCCGGGUUCAUGCUAUCUGUUUUUUUAUUUUUUUGUUUGUUUGUUUGUUUGUUUUUGACAAAUGGCAGAUAGGGGAGUAUUUUGGAGACAUGUUUGAAUUUUGUAUUUUUAUUUUUGCAAUUACAUUUUGUGACACUAGUGAUGCAGAAAUGAUACACUUCACCUUUAGGUUAAUUGCUGCUCUGUUCAUAUUGGGCGGCUGGAACAUCACUUUCUCUGUCUGUUGCAGUGAUGAUCCAUUGAGCUGCAGCCAAGUGAAUAUAUCUGCAUCUUUGCAUAGCAGGAAGUUUUAGUCCUACUGUACAAGACUCCCAUGAUCACCUGAGCCACUCAAACGUCUGUACAGCCUACAACUCCACUUCCAUUCUGCAACUUCUAUUUUUCCCUUAUGUAAAAAGCCAAGGAACAAAUGCUGUUUCUUUGUAGUAGAGUGCAAUAAUUCUCUUUCUUUGUCGCUUUUUUUGUUUCCUGAAGAUCUCUUGCCAAAGUGGGAGGGCUAGAUGUGAAAUACAUAUGGACAAAAGAGAGAAACACAAUGAUUUUUUUAUAACUAUUUCAUGUUUGUUUAAAUGUAAAUUGUUUUAUAACAGGGGAUUAGAUAUGGGGGGUAUUUUUAUUUAAAAGAAUGUUACACCUCUGGAAAGAUAUUAUUAAUAUCCCUAAAAUCUCUGAAUAAAAUGUAU